This is a messenger RNA of Lipotes vexillifer (Yangtze River dolphin), 642 nucleotides long. It is a transcript of the gene FUOM, whose product is annotated as fucose mutarotase. The record is from RefSeq and is a predicted model, not a curated record. Lineage: Eukaryota; Metazoa; Chordata; Mammalia; Artiodactyla; Lipotidae. The transcript has 7 exons. Bases 1 to 642 code for a protein of 213 amino acids. Gene Ontology annotation, biological process: fucose metabolic process. Gene Ontology annotation, molecular function: fucose binding; racemase and epimerase activity, acting on carbohydrates and derivatives.
AUGGGGCGGGUCCUGUGGAGCCCAGGUCCCUGGGUCCCCUACGGGGAGUCAGAGCGCUGCUUCCCUGGGCAGGGGUGCGGCACCCUAGCCAGGAUCCGCCCCACACGCGGCCCCGCCCUCCCCGGCCCCGUCCCUCGUGGCCGCCCCGCCCUCUCUGGCCCAGCCAGCAGGGUGGUGCUGAAGGGCGUCCCCGCGCUUCAGUCCCCCGAGCCGCUUUACGCGCUGGCGCGGAUGCGGCACGGAGAUGAGAUCGUUCUUGAGGAUGUGAACUUCCCCACCGCCUGCAUCUGCAGGUGUGGACCAGAGGAGAUCCCUGCCAACGGCCUGGGCAUCCCUCAGCGCCUGGAGGCUGUGCUGCAGCUGCUACCACUGGACUGCUACGUGGAGAGGCCAGCUGUGGUCGUGGAGCUGGUGCCCAGCGACAGGGAGAGGGGCCUGCAGACCCCAGUGUGGACAAGCUACCAAUGCAUCCUCUCCAGGGCCGGCUGUGCAAGCCCCCUGGCCACGAUAGAGAGAUUUGAGUUUUAUGAGUGGACCAGAAAGGCUUUUGCUGUUGUGACAACUGGGGAGGCGGCCCUCUACGGAAACCUCAUCCUCAAGAAGGGGUUGCCGGCCCCCGAUGCCCUGUUCCAGGCCUGUUGA